GUCCUGGGUCGUGUAUCACUGAUUUAUGUGAUUUUAGUUAAGUCCAUGAUGUAUUUCAACUCAUUGUUAUCAUACUUUGGGAGUAUGCAUUUUUUGAGUUCUCCAGUAGAAGCAGAAGAAAUUAAAGAGACCUGUGCCUUUUGUUUUCUCAGUUUCAGGAGUGAAAUUUUAGGAGAGCUAUCUAACUACUUUCUGCCUGUGUCAUUAGAGCAAAUUACAGAUGCUUUUGGGAAUUUUGAAUAUUCCUGGACCUUCGAGCGAAGCUUGUUGGUGUUAUUUGGUCUCUGGAAUAUGUGUCAGGCUUUGCUGCUGACAAAACUGUUUAGGAGGAGUGUAGCGAUUCUAACUUCUGUGGCAGGAGUUGCCGCUUUUAAAGUGGCAAAGUCUGUGACAGCUACUGCACCCCCCUUGACAGACUCUUCAGAGCUCCAGUUACUGACUUGGAUACAGCAGCCACUACAACUGCAAUGUCAGUUUCUGCAUCCACUCAGACCCCCACAACAUGUGAUGUGGCCGUUCAGACUUCAGCAGUAUUAAUUGGCUCAACCAAGAGGAAGCAAAAGAAAGUACAAUUGGAAUCCAUUGUGAAGGAAGAUGAGGAAGAGGAAGCAGAGAGUUCUUCUACCACAGAGCACGGAGAGGUUGUUUCUGGAAUAGAGCAAGGUGAUGAUGAAAAAGAAUCAGAGUAGGAAGAAGAGGGCUCUUCUACAGCUCCUCCCACAGGCCUUUCUAAAUUCCUUGCACUGUGAUCCCAGGCUACUACAGCAAAGCCACCAGUGCAUCUUUCUACAACAAAGUGACCAGCAAAGUGCGAGCUAAUAAAACACUCCUUAUGUCUGAAGGAGCUGAGGACUGUGAAACAAAACUUUAGCCGUCGUGAAGGUGAGCCAAUUGUCACUUGGCUCAUUUGAUGCUGGGACAAUGGAGCUAAUAGUUUGGACUUAGAUGUCAGUGAAGCCAGUCAGUUGGGAUCCCUGGCUAGAGAUGGUGGCAUUGAUAAGGCAAUUGCAAAGAAGAAACGAAGUCAAAGCCUCUGGAGAAGAAUUUUGUCAGUAGUAAAAAUCAGGUACCCUUUAAAAAAUUAUGUCAUAUGCCACCCAAACAAAUGGACUACUAUGGAGAGAGGUAUUAGGUAUCUGAGAGAACUGGCUGUGUGAGAGAUAAUUUACAGUGACCCAUAGACACUUAUAGAUCCUGAUGAAGUGCCAUGUACCCGAGGUAUAAUGCGGAAGUUUGUGCAGAGCACACCACCGUCUUAUGCCCACACUUUAGGAUUACUCACCCUUUCAAAGGACGAUCUGUCAGCUGUGGAUGAAGUAGCAGACAUGUUGCGGCAGUAUGAAGACACUCUUUCUUCUCCCCUACAAGCCUGUGUCGCAGCUGUGGAGAAACUGUGUGACAAACUGUCCAAGAGGGAGGACAGAUCCUACUCAUCACAUACACGGGCCCGAGCCACAGCUAUUGGGAAGAAAUGCCCUUUUGCAGCAUCAGCCUGAGAGAAAUGCAACAUGUCACGAGGUGAAUUAUGGUUUCUUCUGCAUGACCAGGGAGAAGAUAUGAGUAAUUGGCAUGGCAAACCCACUGCUGACCUACAGGAAUGAGUACGUGAGUUGAAAAAGAAAGCUCCCAAGAGAAAAGCUGCUCCAGUUUCCAGUGGGAGGCUUUCCAGACAGAGUAGGAGGGAUUCUUGUGUCUCCCUACAAGAGACUGAGCAAAGCACCAAUUGCAUUGAUCUUAUAACGAGCCUGAGGAGGGAUUCUUGUGUCUCCCUACCAGAAACCGUGCAAAGCACCAAUUAGUGGGGCCCUGCCCCCCGCCAGGUGGAGGAGAGGGACGACAACAACAAUAGAGUUUAUUGGACUGUGUGGAUUCGGUGGCCUGGUACGUCAGAACCACAUGAGUAUAAAGCCCUAGUAGACACUGGUGCUCAGUGUACAAUGAUGCCAUUGAAUCGUAAAAGGUCAGUAUCUGUCAGUAUUGAAGGAGUGACUGGGGGAUCUAAGGAAUUGACCGUAUUAGAGGCUGAAGUGAGCCUAACUGGAAAGGAGUGGGAAAGGCACACUGUUUUGACUGGUCCAGAUGCUCCAUGCAUCCUUGGUAUAGACUACCUAAGGAGUGGGUAUUUUAAAGACCCAAAAGGGUAUCGAUGGGCCUUUGGUAUAGCAGGUGUAGAGACUGAGAACAUUAAACAGCUUUCUAAUUUGCCUGGUCUUUCUGAUGACCCUCUGUUGUAGGACUGCUUAAAGUCAAAGAGCAACAGGUGCCGAUUGCUACCACGAUGGUGCACAGAUGACAAUAUCGCACCAACCGAGAUUCCCUGAUGCCCAUUCAUAAACUGAUCCAACAACUAGAGAGUCAAGGAGUGAUCAGUAAGACUUGCUCACCUUUCAGUAAUCCUAUAUGGCCUAUAUGGCCUGUUCCAAAGCCUAAUGGAGAAUGGAGACUGACUGUAGAUUAUCGUGGCCUAAAUGAAGUCACGCCACCAUUAAGUGCUGCCAUGCAUGUAAGAACUGCAAUAUGAACUGGAGUCAAAGGCAGCUAAGUGAUAUGCCACAACUGACAUUGCUAGUGCAUUUUUCUCUAUUCCUUCAGCAGCAGAAUGCAGGCCAUGGUUUGCCUUUACCCGGAGGGGUAUCCAGUAUACCUGGAAUCGACUGCCCCAGGGGUGGAAACACAGCCCUACUAUCUGCCAUGGACUGAUCCAGACUGCACUGGAACAAGGUAAAGUUCCAGAGCACCUGCAAUUGUGUCAGGACAUUGCUUCUCGACUAGAGAACCUGACUAUAAAAGAAUGGCAUGUGGAUGCCCAUAUGCCUAAGAGUCGAUCCACUGAAGAACAUCAAAACAACCAGCAAGCAGAUCAAGCUGCUAAGAUUAAAGUAGCUGAGGUGGAUUUGGACUGGCAACAUAAAGGUGAACUUUUUCUAACUCGGUGGGCCCAUUGUGCUUCAGAGCAUCGAGGAUGGGAUGCAACAUAUAAAUGGGCUCGGGACCGAGGGGUGGGCUUAACCAUGGGCAUUAUUUCACAGGUUAUCCAUGAUUGUGAAACAUGUGCUGCAAUCAAGCAGGUCAAAAGGUUAAAGCCUGUGUGGUAUAGGGUGCAGUGGUUGAAAUACAAAUAUGGGGAGGCCUGGCAGAUUGACUAUAUUAUACUCCCUAGUACAUGCCAAGGCAAGUGCUAUGUGCUUACAAUGGUGGAAGCAACCAUGGGAUGGCUGGAAACAUAUCCUGUGUCUCAUGCCACUGCCUGGAACACUAUUCUGGGCCUUGAAAAGCAAGUCCUGUGGCGACAUGGUACUUCAGAAAGAAUUGUGUCAGACAAUGGGACUCAUUUUAAAAAUAGACUCAUAACCUACUGGGCCAAAGAACAUGGUAUUGAAUGGAUAUACCAUAUCCCCUAUCAUGCACCAGCCUCUGGGAAAAUUGAGCGAUACAAUAGUUUGUUAAAAACUACUUUGAAGGCAAUGGGAGGUGGAACUUUUAAAAACUGGGAGAAGAAUUUGGCACAAGCCACCUGGUUAGUAAACACCAGGGGAUCAAUCAAGCAAGCUGGCCCUGCUCAGUCAGAGCUUUUACAAACAGUAGAAGGGGAUAAAGUCCCUGUGGUGCAUGGAAGGAACAUGUUAGAAAAAGCUGUCUGGGUUAUUCCUGCUUUGGGCAAAGGCAAACACACUCAUGGGAUUGUUUUUGCUCAAGGGCCUGGAUGUACUUGGUGGGUCAUGCUGAACGAUGGGGAAGUCUGACGUGUACUUCAAGGAGAUUUGAUUUUGGGUGAGAAUACUCAGUUUCAAACUGUAUGAGGGUAAUUGCUGCAUGACACUAACUGUGUUCCAUAAGUGUCUUUCAGGUUGAUGCAGUGGUAGUGACGAACCCUGAUCUAACCUCAUUGAGUGGCAUCCAGUAACUUGCCUGAGACUGACAUCUCUGACAAUACAUGGGCACAAACUGCACCAGAUUCUGCAUUAUCUCUCCUGCCUAGAGAGAGAGGACUGCUGUGAUAGAGAGACUUGCACUCAUGAACUAGUGAUAUGCAUACUUUUGUGUGUGCGUGUAUAUACAUUUGAAGACAGGCAGAAAGCAGUAGUGAUUUGGGUAUGACUCAAAUGGUAUGGAAUAAGGGGUGGAAUGUCCUGGUUUUGUUAAAAACAAGACCGGUUCUCUUUUAGUGAUUUUUCUUUCAGCUAAGUUCCUCUAGGUGGCUGUACUUUUCUGAGUUUUAGCCUGCAUAUUUUUCCUAGGAUGCUGUACUCAGUGCUGAUAAGAGACCAAUGGAAUGCUGAAGAAGCUCAUGUUUAGAUUUAUUACUAUGGUAGCCAAGAAAGACUGAUAAGUUUUCCCACGUUCCAUUGUGAAAGGGGCAUGUUUGAGGAGGGGUGGAUGGAACAGGUGACUAGAACUGACCAACUGAGGAUCAACAGAAGUAUUCCAUCCCAUAAUUGUCAUACCCCCUAUAUAAGAGGGUGAUCACGAGGAUCACUCUAUCUUCAACCAUGGCCGGCAUCUAGAGAGGACCCUGCCUCUCUGCCUGUGAUAUUCAGGCCUCAGACCCUGCAUCCCUGCAACCAGUUUCUGGUUUGCUGUGAAUUCCUGCCCAUGACUUCUGGGGGCCUGAGCUGCACCUGCUGGAGCCGCCAGCUCCGCACACCCAGCUCCUGCUGCUGGAGUGAUGCCAACUCCACAUUGAGCACUUGAGGGCAAGAAGUUACAAUGAUGAAUGACUGUGGACACACACUUCCUCUCAUCUGGUCCUGUAUCACAGAAACGCAUGGCUGAAGAGUGUUCAAGAAAUCAGGCAUUUAAUCCAUGGUCCUACCUCAAAUUAGGAUCAAUUACAUUUAUGCCAACCUUGUUAGAGUUUCACCCCAUGUAUUCUUAGUAACCUAAUUGCUUUACUUACACAUCCUACCGCAUUGCUCUCUAUCUGCCCUGCUGGAAGGUCUUCCCUGAUCCUGAAAAUAAAUUCUCUGUACCGCAAUUGAAGACCAUUAUUUAUUGUUCUAUCCACUCUGGACACAGAGAAUAUAAUGUACUUUUCUUCUUUGCUUACAGCUUCUUAGUGUUUUAAGACCAUAUAAUUCUAUGCUCCCUGGUCUUCAUUUUCUCACAAUAAACAACUCACUUUUCUCCCAUGUCAUGUUUCUUAAACCUCAAUGCAUUCCCUUUGAUCUUUUCUGGAUGCUAUUCAUUAGUGCCUUAAUGUUCUUCACAGUAUCACAGUAUGUUUAGGAUUGGA
Messenger RNA from Columba livia (rock pigeon), 5233 nucleotides. RefSeq lists its product as uncharacterized. Lineage: Eukaryota; Metazoa; Chordata; Aves; Columbiformes; Columbidae. The record is from RefSeq and is a predicted model, not a curated record. Gene Ontology annotation, biological process: DNA integration. The transcript has 2 exons. Gene Ontology annotation, molecular function: nucleic acid binding. The coding region runs from base 2811 to 3743 and encodes 310 amino acids.